AUGUCUUCUGCUAAGUGUUUGGUGUCUCUGAUGGUGGUGCUGGUGGCUGCUCUGUGUGUGGUUCAUGGGGAGGAGAGGAUCCAGUUGUGUGGGAGAGACCUGAUUCGUCUGGCAGUGUCGCACUGUGGUAACUCUCGGCUGAGGAGAAGCAUCUCGUACGUACAUCUGGGGCAGCAUCAAAACACCUGUAAGUGGGACCAGGACGCCUCUGCAGAGGAGCACCAGGCUACGGAGACGGUCCACACUUCGCCAGAAUCCAAUGGAGAAAAGGACGUGUUCACCUUGGCUCCUCACUUGUACCGCCUGUCCCCUCGAGUUAGACGGGCUGUCGGAAAAAUAUCUGACAUUUGCUGUGAGAAGGGCUGCAGCAUGAGGGAGUUGAUCCAGUUUUGCUAA
This is a messenger RNA of Gymnodraco acuticeps, 396 nucleotides long. It is a transcript of the gene insl3, whose product is annotated as insulin-like 3 (Leydig cell). Gene Ontology annotation, molecular function: hormone activity; G protein-coupled receptor binding. NCBI's taxonomy places the organism in Eukaryota, Metazoa, Chordata, Actinopteri, Perciformes, Bathydraconidae. Gene Ontology annotation, biological process: adenylate cyclase-inhibiting G protein-coupled receptor signaling pathway. The record is from RefSeq and is a predicted model, not a curated record. Gene Ontology annotation, cellular component: extracellular region. Bases 1 to 396 code for a protein of 131 amino acids. The transcript has 2 exons.